AUGCACUUAACCCGCGACGGGUAUAUCCUCCGUCCCGCUCGGCCGGUCGGUGCACGUGUGCCGUUGGAACCAGUUCUCUGCGCGAGCGCGGCCCAUGAUUUUAUUAAUUUGUGUUUCUUACCGCCACAGUUCAUUGGCGAUCGGUUUGACCGCCCCUACUCAGAGUCCGACGCCGAUCGUCCGCCGCCGCAUCAGCCCCACCACUGCCGUCGCUCAGCCUCCUCCCCCCCUCUAACCCUGACUCUCGACUCCGAUCUAGAAGACGAUGUCUUCAUCAGCCCCCGAACGGACAACGGCAACGACCCAUUCUCCACCAGAAACCUGGACAUCUUCGGCUAUGGAAGUCCCAGGACUCCUGCGGGAGUGCUCUUGAGUCCACGGAGGGAGCGAUCGUUUACGUUUUCGGUGACGAGCGAGAAGCACUGGCGGGAUAAGGGGGGGACGGAUGUGGCUGAUGGAGUUGCUGAUGCUGAUGUGACCGACGCCGUAUCCGAACCACCCGACGAAUCCGACCGGUCAUCCGAAAGUUCAAUCUUCUCGUCCAUCAUCCCUGACAAGCUGUCAGGCUCGAUCUGUACUGCUGUGCUCUUCAUGCUAGGCUGGAAGCUGCUAGCAAACAAGCGGUGAACAAACUUAGUAAGGCUACGGUCUCCUAUUAAACGCUGUACGUGGCGCACGAUAUCAACGUCAACGACAUCUAUACGUCUAGGUCAGAAAGAAACCAUAAAAUUUAUAUAGCAUUGUGACGCGGCCUAUGGCGUGACGCUGUACGGGACUAUUCCCACCUCUCGUUCCCACCGCUGCACCUUCUGUGGAGCCAGGAUCUACAGCUUGACCGCCAA
Molecule: messenger RNA, 842 nt
Organism: Ostrinia furnacalis (Asian corn borer)
Lineage: Eukaryota; Metazoa; Arthropoda; Insecta; Lepidoptera; Crambidae
Exons: 3
Coding region: 1-627 (208 amino acids)
Source: RefSeq, a predicted model, not a curated record